Messenger RNA from Staurois parvus, 765 nucleotides. The record is from the annotation of a GenBank genome assembly. NCBI's taxonomy places the organism in Eukaryota, Metazoa, Chordata, Amphibia, Anura, Ranidae.
AUGACAGUAAAGGCGGACACCGUGCCCAGCACACUCACCUACUCCAGGAUGAGGGGCAUGGUGGCUCUGCUGAUCGCUUUCAUGAAACAGAGAAGAAUGGGCCUCAAUGACUUCAUCCAGAAGAUCUCCACCAACACCUACACCUGCAAGCACAGUGAAGUGCAAUCCAUCCUGAAUAUUUCACAACCUUCAGAGCCAGAACUUUUAAAUGGAAACCCCUCACCCCCUCCCAGUCCGUCGCAACAGAUCAACCUUGGUCCAUCAUCCAAUCCUCAUGCAAAGCCAUCUGACUUCCAGUUUCUGAAAAUCAUUGGGAAGGGCAGCUUCGGAAAAGUGCUCCUGGCACGACACAAAGCCGAUGAGAAAUUCUACGCUGUUAAAGUUUUACAGAAGAAAGCCAUCCUUAAGAAAAAAGAGGAAAAACACAUAAUGUCAGAGCGCAAUGUGCUGUUAAAAAACGUCAAGCAUCCUUUCCUGGUCGGGCUUCACUUCUCCUUCCAGACGGCCAGCCGAUUAUACUUCAUUUUGGAUUACAUCAAUGGUGGAGAGGUAAGCAGGAGUUCCAUCCAGCAUACUUUUUUCCUGUUUCAGCUAGCCAUAGCAUUGUCUUUUCUUUCACUAUGGGAAAGUACUGCUAAAGGGUGGAAAGUUACUAGAUUUAGCAUUUCCCUAUGGGCUGCCAAGGUUCAGGCUGCUGCCGAUCACCCAGCUACUUCCAGCCAUUGUCUUUUUAGCUCCGCACAUCAGCACACGUCCAUUGUAUGA